UUCCAUGCAAAAACACAAACCAUAUCUUCUAAAACAUUCUCUAUUGAAGAAGUAAUUAGUCACCUGUGAGACUUUUCGGUAAAAGCAAUGGCAACUCCGGCAUGGAGUCAUGCCGGCCCGACUCAUUUUGUAGUUGCUGUUAUGGCAUUAUUUGUGGGUUUGACAUUGGCAACAGAACCUUAUUACUACAGUUCUCCUCCACCACCUUAUGUAUACAAAUCUCCACCCCCUCCGGUGAAGUCUCCACCUCCACCGUACUAUUACAACUCUCCUCCUCCUCCAGUGAAAUCCCCUCAACCUCCUUACUACUACAACUCCCCACCACCCCCGGUAAAAUCUCCACCACCACCAUACUAUUACAAAUCACCUCCACCACCACCAAAAAUCUACUCUCCACCUUACUACUACACAUCUCCUCCGCCUCCGGUAUCAUACCCUCAUCCCCAAUCUCACCCACAUCCCAAACCACUCGUUUUCAAAGUCGUUGGUAAAGUUUACUGCUAUAGAUGCUACGACUGGACUCACCCUAAAAAGUCACAUGACAAGAAGCAUCUCAAAGGCGCUGUUGUGGAGGUGACAUGUAAAGCAGGAGACAAAACGGUCAAAGCGUUCGGAAAGACAAAGAUCAACGGUAAAUACGCAAUCACCGUAGAAGGAUACAACUACCGCAAAUACGGCGGUAAGGUAUGCACGGCCAAACUUCACGCGCCACCGAAGGGCUCACCGUGUAAUAUUCCGACAAGUUACCGUUUGGGUAACAAAGGAGCUAAGCUUCAUGUGAAAUCAAAGACUAAGUACGAAGUUGUGCUUUACGCUAAGUCCUUUGCUUAUGCACCUAAGAAGCCUUAUGAGGAAUGUCAUAAACUAGCUCCUUACCACCCACCUUACUACUACAAGUCACCACCGCCUCCAGCUCCGACUUACAUCUACAAAUCACCACCACCGCCUACUCCCACUUAUGUUUACAAGUCACCACCUCCUCCAACUCCGCUUUACGUCUACAAGUCUCCGCCACCACCAACCCCAACAUAUGUUUACAAGUCACCGCCACCACCAACGCCUAUAUAUGUAUAUAAGUCUCCGCCACAACCAACGCCUAUAUAUGUAUAUAAGUCUCCGCCACCACCAACGCCUAUAUAUGUAUAUAAGUCCCCACCGCCACAUACUCCCAAAUAUGUCUACAAGUCUCCACCACCACCAACUCAUUCUCGUCCACCGUAUUACUACCACUCACCUCCACCACCACCCUAUUAUUAUCACUCGCCACCUCCUCCGCUGAAGUCUCCUCCUCCACCUUAUUAUUACCAUUCUCCACCUCCUCCUGUGAAAUCUCCACCACCACCAUACUACUACCAUUCACCGCCCCCACCAGUCAAAUCUCCACCACCACCAUAUUACUACAACUCUCCACCACCUCCUGUAAAAUCUCCUCCUACUCCAGUCUACAUCUACGCCUCGCCCCCACCUCCCAUACAAUACUACACUCACCAA
Camelina sativa (false flax) is the source of this 1491-nucleotide messenger RNA. RefSeq lists its product as uncharacterized. Gene Ontology annotation, molecular function: structural constituent of cell wall. The record is from RefSeq and is a predicted model, not a curated record. Lineage: Eukaryota; Viridiplantae; Streptophyta; Magnoliopsida; Brassicales; Brassicaceae. Gene Ontology annotation, biological process: plant-type cell wall organization.